UGUACCACGACUGUCUUCGAGGCGAUCGUGCCAAUUCCCAAUUAUUUUUUGACUUGUAUUUACAUAACUAAUUGAUUAUUUUCAUUUGUGAGGCUGAGUGUGAAUCUGUCCACCUGUCACUGCGAGUAUCUUCAUUUGUCUAUAACGCGCUAUAGCUGCGACAUGCGCGACUGUGCGACCUCCCAAUUAUCUCCUGUCUUGUACAUUUGAUUGAUUGGUUGAUUUCGUGAGGCCGAGUGCGAGUCAGUUCAUGCAUAGGCAAAUUCUUUCCGCAGCUGCGCCUCUUUUAUAUUGCUUUGCUAUACUUAUAUAUAAUCACGGCGAGCACCUUGCUGCUUCCACGAGUGGAACGCAAAUGUGUUUUUUAACCCCGAGCAUUUCGACUAACAAAUAUAGGUCUCAACUCCUAAGCAAACAAGACACUGAAGAUUCAAAACGACAGUUUGGAAACGACGUAUCCAAGUUCAGCAGACUCAUGCUGACCCCAAUCAUUGCUGCGUUGCACCGGGCUGGCCCAUCUCUGGCACUGAUCUUCAUUAUCCUAAUGGCAGUGGAGACCAUAUGGCAGAAUUUUUCUGGGGUCAAAUCAGGCACUCCGCUCCCUGAUAAUGCAAUCGUGUCUGGUCUAUACGGCCCCGGUUCCUGGAGGGUGUUCGUAUUGUCAAGCUGGUUUGCGGUGUGGAAAACUAUAUCACAGAACGCCUCGCCAGGCUUCGACCCCGACCUAAUGGCGUCUACAAUAAUCAUAAUUACGUCCUCCGCCGAUUUGAUCCGCCUUUGCGUCCGUAUUGAGAAGCUGGAAGCGUUUCCUCCACACUUGUGGCAUUGGUUCAUUGCCGCAGCAUUAUCAACUCAUUACGACUUUGGCGCUGCGUUUAUUGCAAGCAUUGCCCGGAUCUACUUCCUCAUCCCAAAAGCUUGUGGCGCCCUCUGAGCAUAAUCCUGGUGAGGAUGCUAUAGACACCCCCAAAGCCUCGAUACGUUCUCUAGGCUUGUGGAUCAUCAAUUUAAUAUCAGCCUUUUCCGCUAUGACGCAGUAUGAACGCAUGAUUCAUCGUAUCCCUGUCCAUUCACUACCGCCUUUCGUUGAUGGUUCUCAUCCUGCUCUAUCUAUGGAACGCCUUCAAAUGUGGUCGGUUUGGGGUUGGCGAGUUCACUCAAGGUUGCUCAUGGGCCAAUUCAUCAAUAGUACUGAUUCU
This is a messenger RNA of Cantharellus anzutake, 1199 nucleotides long. RefSeq lists its product as uncharacterized. Bases 251 to 934 code for a protein of 227 amino acids. The record is from RefSeq and is a predicted model, not a curated record. NCBI's taxonomy places the organism in Eukaryota, Fungi, Basidiomycota, Agaricomycetes, Cantharellales, Hydnaceae. The transcript is spliced from 3 exons.